This is a messenger RNA of Vanessa atalanta (red admiral), 2252 nucleotides long. RefSeq names its product circadian clock-controlled protein daywake-like. Lineage: Eukaryota; Metazoa; Arthropoda; Insecta; Lepidoptera; Nymphalidae. The coding region runs from base 319 to 1047 and encodes 242 amino acids. The record is from RefSeq and is a predicted model, not a curated record. The transcript is spliced from 5 exons.
CGCAGCAACGUGACUCAGUCACGUGUUUGACUUAGAUUAUUUAAGGAUAGUUAACUUCCACCUGCAACAUCAGAAACCAUUCCAAAACCUAAUGCCAACCAUCUCUUUUUAAAAUAAGUGAUAAGAGGAGGAAAGCGAUAAAACAUUGGGCAAAGGCUUUUCAAAUCCCGUGUACUGAGACAUUCACAUGUCCUUAGUGUAGUGUUGGCUGGUGGUGGAGUGUUGUGAAGGCGCAGUGCCGGUCCACACCGCGACUCGGCUGGGCGAACCCGCGAUUGAUUUCCACACGAGUGCGUUUUACGAAAUUCUUGUGCAAGCAUGCUGACCACUGCGGUGAUCCUGUUAGCGCUGCAGUUCGCUACAGCCGAAAUACCUCCAUACAUAAAAGUUUGUCAACGGAGCGACCCAAAUGUGGACAAAUGCAUCAUAAACUCCGUAGAAGAACUGCGACCGAAAAUGAUUAAAGGCAUACCCGAACUUGACGUGCCAGGUAUUGAACCCUUGAGUCUUGGCCAGAUAGCGCUCGCUCGUGGACCUCAAGGUGCCAAGUUAACUGCCGUCGUCAACGACGUAAAAGUUAGGGGACCCAGCAACUUUAUCAUACAGGAGCUAAAGUCAGACUUAGAUAGAAACCGGUUUGAUUUCAAACUUCUACUACCUAGACUCGACUUUGCGGGGAAGUACAAGAUGGAUAUACAAGUACUGCUCUUGAGAUUGCAGGGAAAGGGAAAUAUAACAGGAUCUUUCAAGGAUUACGCCUGUAACGUCACAAUGCGGGGCCACAAAGAAAAGCGCGGGGAUAAUGAAUACUUAACCUUCGAGCCUAUGAAAGUCCACCUUCGUGUCGGGGAAUCCUCCAUUUACUUGACAAACCUCUUCGACGGCGAUCCCGUCCUCGGGCCAGCCACCAACAGGGUAAUCAACGAGAACUCUCAGGUAUUCUUGCAAGAGAUAAGUCCGGUUUUGGAAAAGAGUUUGGCCGAUCUUUUCACUGAGAUGGCGAACAAAAUAACGUCUAAAUUCACAUAUCAGGAACUCUUCCCCUGAUCUAUAGAUGGGUGAUGAUUUUAUUGUGAUAUUAUGAUAGAGUAAAUAUUUAGAUUCAGCGAUUGUGUUUGUAGAAAUGGGUUUCCUAAUGUUUUACAAAAAAGGUUUGACAAAUGUUAAUUUUACAAACAACGCUUAUGAAACUGUUCAGGUGAUGACGUCAUCAACUUCAUCUCAUUCCGCAAAAAUAUGGUUUUAUUAACAAACAAUUGAUCAAAGCUCAAUUACCAAUUUUUAAUCAUUGCUGUUCUGAAUAUUAUUAGUAUAUAAAAAAAGUGUUGAAACCUAACUAAUACAAUUAUUAUUGAAACAAUAUUUUAUGAAUUGAAAUAUCAGUUUUAUUAUUUUUCCGAAGAAUCAAUCAAAGAAACUGUAGUUUGUAUAAUGACGAAAAUACGAUACAUAAUUUUGCUUAAAGUUGUUUGUAAAAUAAACAUUUGUCGUUUGUUUUUUUUUAUCAAAAGAUCCCGUAGAAAUAAUUAAGUUACUUGGAAUGUUGUUGAUAAGAUUUUCAUAGUUUACUCAUACUCGUAUUUUUGAAUUAUUUUUCUUUAAUGUUUAAAGUUCUAGCGGUUAUUAUGGUUUAUAUGAUUCAAUAUUAAAUUGUUAAAGUAAUAUAUUAUAUAUUUUAUCAUUAAUGUUGGAUUAUGUUUAAUUUAUGCUUUGAUCAUUUUACUAGAAAGCUUUUGUAUUUAAAAAUAUCGGUACUGGCUAUCUUCUACAUAAAUUCUACUGUCUAUUCUUUAAGACUUAAUAGGCAUAAGAAAUACAACUCAGUUUUCUAAAUUAUAUCUGUUUAAUUGUUCGGAAAUCACUAAUUAAAUAUGAACAAUUUGAACGAAUCUUAUUUCAGAAUAAAAACAAAUUCCCUGUGUUUUGAUUAGCUAGCUAUCUUCAAAUCAAUCAAAUUAUUUUAUAAUUUAUAAAUAUAUAGAUGGUAAUGGAUUAUAUUUAAUAUGAAUAACGCGCCGCUAUGAAGUACCUACGAUCAUUCCUGUGAGAAUAGAUUUUCUUUGUGAUAGUAUUCACUCCAUGUUAAAUAUAAUUAAAAUCUAUAUAUAAAUAAUGUUUAUGUACAUUAUGAAUCUCAAAUUAUAUUAUUGAAAUAUUUGGCUUUAAUAUUGUAGACUAAGAGGACUGUUUUUGUGUUAUAAACUUAGUAUUCUUUGUAUUUUGUUAUAUAAUAAGAUUUCGUAUAAAAUGAU